UAACCUUUCAUUCAGUCAAUCGACUUCGUCCAGCUGGUGUGGACGUGCUUCUGGUUAUUGCAUUAAUACUGUCAAUUGAAACUUGUGCAUUUGUUCAAAGUUCGUCGUAACUAGUCCAAGCAUAAUUUUAAAUCUAAUUUUUUUUCGUCUGAUCUGUUGCUACAUCUGUCUUUUUGGAAAGCAAUCACAGUGAUGGCUUCGAAGCUGAAGAAGGAAAAUAUCGCAAUCAUCGGCAGCGGCUUGAUCGGUAGAUCUUGGGCCAUGCUGUUUGCCGGUGUCGGCUACCAGGUCACUAUUUUCGACAUCAUUCCGGAGGUGGUGGAAAAAGCCCUGCAACAAACCCAAGAAGAACUGAACAAUCUGGAACGGGACGGCCUGUUACGGGGAACACUUUCAGCUAGCGAACAGUUCACCUGCAUCCGCGGGUCUCAUAACCUGAAGGAAGCUGUGAAUGGAGCUUUUUUCCUGCAGGAGUGCGUUCCGGAGAAUUUGGAAUUGAAGAAAAAGCUGUACACUGAUUUGGAUGCCGUCGUUGGUCCGAACACGAUCAUUUCUAGUUCGACCAGUACUUUCCUUCCUUCGCUGUUCAGCAAGGAUUUGAAACACAAGGACCAGGUAUUGGUUUCUCACCCCGUCAAUCCACCGUAUUACGUUCCUCUGGUAGAGAUCGUUCCGGCUCCCUGGACAAAACCAGAGUACAUUCAAAGAACACGUGAACUGAUGACCGAAAUCGGCCAGAAGCCAGUAACAUUGUCACGCGAAAUCGAAGGAUUUGCCCUCAACCGUAUACAGUAUGCCAUCCUGAAUGAAACCUGGCGACUGGUAGCCGAUGGUAUACUGAACGUAAAAGACAUCGAUAGUGUAAUGUCCGAUGGUUUGGGAAUGCGAUACGCAUUUUUGGGCCCACUAGAAACGGCUCACUUGAAUGCCGAGGGAAUGCUGAGCUAUUGUGAUCGAUAUAGCAAAACAAUAUUCGCAGUCAGCGAGACUAUGGGACGGACCCCCAAGAUGGAGGGUAAGGUGGCGCAGCAGGUUGCCAAACAGCUGGAAGAAAUGGUUCCAUUAAACCAACUGUCCGAGAGACGAGCCUGGCGGGAUUCCUGUCUCACUAAGUUGGCACAGUUGAAGAAGAACAUUUGAAUGUGGCAGGAUUAGGUUUUAAUGCAUUGCAUGGCGGAAAAAUACACGAGCAAGUCAUUUUGUUUAUCGACGUAUAAAUCUUUUUAACUUGCGAAAUAAAUUUUAUUUCAAAUAUCAA
Messenger RNA from Topomyia yanbarensis, 1258 nucleotides. It is a transcript of the gene Had1, whose product is annotated as lambda-crystallin homolog. The coding region runs from base 193 to 1140 and encodes 315 amino acids. Gene Ontology annotation, molecular function: NAD+ binding; oxidoreductase activity, acting on the CH-OH group of donors, NAD or NADP as acceptor. Gene Ontology annotation, biological process: fatty acid metabolic process. NCBI's taxonomy places the organism in Eukaryota, Metazoa, Arthropoda, Insecta, Diptera, Culicidae. The transcript is spliced from 3 exons. The record is from RefSeq and is a predicted model, not a curated record.